AUGGAACCCAAUCUCUCGCCUGCAUACUUUAUAGACUAUGCAGAUCAGAACCAGAGUGGUCUUUUCUCUGUUCUCCCUCCGGAGAUCCGCUCGGAGAUAUUUGCAUUCGCCCUGGCCAGUGCCCCCGACACCACACAACCUAUCGGCCAGGAUGAGUAUUGUACAAGACCGGGGUAUGAAACCCGUCAUUUUUGCUGGACACAACUUCUUCGAACCUGCAAACGAGUUUACAUGGAGGCUUGGUUCAUGCCGUUCAUCUGGUCGGAGCAUACCUUCUACAUGGCCCGGGCGGAGCGUUCGCCUCGCCGAACGAUGUCUGUCGAAAAGAUGCAAGAAUGUCUUGACUUGAUCCAUCGUCGACAUGGAGAGGUGCACGGCGGACAUGUUCGACUAUUCGCACAGCUUUUCAUGCUCGAAAACUCACGUACCUUCAUGGGGCUCUUCACCAUGCAUCACUUUCAUCCCACAUCCGUCACCAUCACUUUACGCUACACUGAUACCUGGGAGUGGGAAGGAAACCGAGCUCUUCAUAUCUCAGGCAAAUGGUGUAAAUGGAUGGUACUGCCGGAGAGUGUGACGAGCUUUAAAAUGGACAUCGAAAGCAUCGAGCGACGCAAAGAGGAGGUGGACUACAUCGCAAACGAAGCCGCGGAAAAAUGGCACUUCAAGCGUACCGAUGGUACUAAUCUACUUGCUCAGCCAUCUGACAUUUCUAUCUCCCAGUGGACGGGCAGUUCCAUCCUGGGCAGCAGGCGAUGGGUGCGAGAUGAAGUGCGGCCUGGGCAGCUCGACUACUAUGUUGCGACAGUAACCUGGCGGCCUUCACGGGGGUCCAUAGGUGCUCGCCCAGAGAGGACCCCGGACCUUACGGUCAAAUGGACUCGACCUUUGCCUCGCAAUCUGGGAUAUGAUUGUCUCCCAGAAGAUACAUUGCAGAGACUUAACAUCUCCAUGGACACCCCCGCUGAGGAGGCAGUGACGCAAUUUGCUACUUUGACUGUCACGGAGAGGUCAUUGGUUCUCAUGUGA
Penicillium cinerascens is the source of this 1029-nucleotide messenger RNA. RefSeq lists its product as uncharacterized. The transcript has a single exon. The record is from RefSeq and is a predicted model, not a curated record. Bases 1 to 1029 code for a protein of 342 amino acids. NCBI's taxonomy places the organism in Eukaryota, Fungi, Ascomycota, Eurotiomycetes, Eurotiales, Aspergillaceae.